Messenger RNA from Tetrapisispora phaffii CBS 4417, 405 nucleotides. RefSeq names its product histone H2AZ (gene HTZ1). The record is from RefSeq and is a predicted model, not a curated record. Gene Ontology annotation, cellular component: nucleosome. Gene Ontology annotation, molecular function: protein heterodimerization activity; structural constituent of chromatin; DNA binding. The coding region runs from base 1 to 405 and encodes 134 amino acids. Lineage: Eukaryota; Fungi; Ascomycota; Saccharomycetes; Saccharomycetales; Saccharomycetaceae. The transcript has a single exon.
AUGUCCGGUGGUAAAAGUCACGGUGGUAAAGGUAAAUCUGGUGCUAAGGAGGGCGGGUCCUCUCAAACACACUCCUCCAGUGCUAAAGCUGGUCUACAAUUCCCAGUCGGUAGAAUUAAGCGUUAUUUGAAGAGACAUGCAAGUGGUAAGAUCAGAGUGGGUUCAAAGAGUGCUAUUUACUUGACCGCAGUUCUGGAAUAUUUAACCGCUGAAGUUUUGGAAUUGUCAGGUAACGCUGCAAAGGACUUGAAAGUGAAGAGAAUCACACCAAGACAUUUACAAUUGGCUAUUAGAGGUGACGAUGAGUUAGACUCCUUGAUUAAGGCCACUAUCGCUUCAGGUGGUGUCUUACCACAUAUCAAUAAAGCUUUGUUGCUGAAAGUAGAACAAAAGAAGAAGAAAUAG